UGGAUGCGAGGCCAGGGCUGGAGCGCCCGGACCCGUGGCACCCCAGCCCGGGCAUGGUUAGCACUAGCAAAGUAGAUCUGGGUUAUCGGAAGGGCGGGCAAGAUACUGACUCUGGAACAUCCAUGGGAAUGGCUUUCUUAGAUUAGACACUCUUUCAGCCCUAGCUCUGCCGCUUGCAACUUUGGGCACAUGUCUUAAACAUUCAGCGACCGUUUCUUCGGUUAAAACUUUAGGAAGACGGCAGUAGUGAAGUGUAAAUGAGAUUUUACUUUCAAGGGCUUAGCUAGUGGCUGCACGUAGUAGGUACUCAACACAUGGUACACAUAAAAUUCUCUUCAGUUCAUAUGCCUUCAAUAUAGUGUUUUGAGAGUUGAUACAUAUUCCUUUCCUCGCGAACACGACCUUGCACUGUCUCUCAGAGCUUCCCAGACACCACAGCCUGGAAGCCCUUGGUCCCACUCUCCAUAAUGGACCCUAGCACACCAUAGCAAGCCCUUGGAACAGCAAGCCCUCCUAGAAGUUUGUAACCUAGAGAUUCUAGGUCUCACUUGCUCCUUGUUGGCCUUAUUGCCUGAGUGCCUAGUAUCCAAGUAAGGAAGUCCUGUGUGUGCCUCCAUCUUUAAGUCCUGUAAGUGCCUCUAUGUUACACCCAACUUUAAACUGAGGUCUCUGAUCCAUUUGGAAUUGAUCUUUGUGCAAGGAAGAGUAUGCUGAAGGAGAGGGUCAUGGACUUGGUCACCCAGACGACCAUCCUGCCCCUGCUGUUUGGCUGCCUGGGGAUUUUCAGCCUCUUCCGGGUGCUACAGCGGAUCCGCUCCAAGGCUUACCUGAGGAAUGCUGUGGUGGUGGUUACAGGUGCCACCUCAGGGCUUGGCAGAGAAUGUGCCAGAGUCUUCCAUGCUGCGGGGGCUAAGCUGGUGCUCUGUGGUCGAAAUGUGGAAGCCCUUGAAGAGCUCACCAGGGAACUUGCUGGUUCCUCUACCUCCCAGGGACAGACACACAAACCUUACACGGUGACCUUCGACCUCGCGGAUCCUGGUGCUGUUGCUGCAGGAGCAGCUGAGAUCCUACAGUGCUUUGGCUAUGUGGACAUCCUCAUCAAUAACGCUGGGGUCAGCUACCGUGGUGCCAUCAGUGAUACCAUAGUGGACGUGGACAGGAGGGUGAUGGAGAUCAACUAUUUUGGCCCCGUUGCUCUCACGAAAGCGCUCCUACCCUCCAUGGUCAAGAGGAAGCGAGGCCACAUCGUCGCCAUCAGCAGCAUCCAGGGCAAGAUCAGCAUUCCUUUUCGAUCAGCAUAUUCGGCCUCCAAGCAUGCAACCCAGGCAUUCUUUGACUGUCUGCGCGCUGAGAUGGAGCAGGAUGACAUUGAAGUGACUGUGAUAAGCCCUGGCUACAUCUAUACCAACCUGUCUGUAAAUGCCGUCACUGCCAAUGGCUCCAGAUACGGAGCUCUAGACAAGAACACAGCCCAGGGCAGAAGCCCUGCAGAGGUGGCCCAGGAUGUCCUUGCUGCUGUAGGGAAGAAGAAAAAGGAUGUGAUCUUGACCGACUUACUGCCAUUCAUGGCUGUCUAUCUCAGAACUCUGGCUCCUGGGAUUUUCUUCAGAAUCAUGGCCUCUAGGGCCAGAAAAGAACGAAAAUCCAAGAACUCCUGAUAUUGGUCAGCGCUGCUAGCCUGGAUCGACCUGGUCAGACUGAGUACCACACCGUUUGGGGCUGGGAUUGCUCUGCAAGGGAUCCAUGGCUGAGGGCUAUCCUGCAGUUUAAGGUGGACAGAGCGCUUCUGUUUCCCUGGGGGUGGGUUAGCCCUUAAGAAGUAAAAUAUGGAGUUGGGCUGGGACUCUAAAGAUGUAAAAUAAACGACUGAACAGUG
Molecule: messenger RNA, 1876 nt
Organism: Peromyscus eremicus (cactus mouse)
Lineage: Eukaryota; Metazoa; Chordata; Mammalia; Rodentia; Cricetidae
Gene: Dhrs7b
Product: dehydrogenase/reductase 7B
Exons: 9
Coding region: 708-1658 (316 amino acids)
Cellular component (GO): membrane
Molecular function (GO): oxidoreductase activity
Source: RefSeq, a predicted model, not a curated record